UCACAUAGAUACAACCAAAGAGACGUGAGUAUAAUAAAAUCGGAGACAGAGCAAAAGCUAAAGAAAAAUUAGAGAUAGAGACACACCCAAAAGGAGACAAUAAAACACAGAGACGAAGCAGCGCUCCAAGAUAGAGCUGAGAAAUACAGAGACAGAGCCGUAAUAGAUCACGAAACCGAAGAAAAAGAGAGAGAAGGCGUACAGAAUGUUACAGAGAUGAAGAGAUCUGUGAAAGUUUAGCCACCGCCGGUGGAAAGAAUCGCCGACGAAGAGCUGCCGUCUUCCUCUCCGAUUGAUGAUCUAGGGUUUGCUUUGUUCGCGAGUUGGGGGAGAGAGAGAGAGAUCCUGAUAUGUGGAUUUAUAUUUAAUUGAAUUAAAAGAUAAAUA
Camelina sativa (false flax) is the source of this 387-nucleotide messenger RNA. RefSeq lists its product as uncharacterized. The record is from RefSeq and is a predicted model, not a curated record. Lineage: Eukaryota; Viridiplantae; Streptophyta; Magnoliopsida; Brassicales; Brassicaceae.